Molecule: messenger RNA, 2724 nt
Organism: Lodderomyces margitis
Lineage: Eukaryota; Fungi; Ascomycota; Pichiomycetes; Serinales; Debaryomycetaceae
Product: putative E3 ubiquitin-protein ligase
Exons: 1
Coding region: 1-2724 (907 amino acids)
Biological process (GO): protein polyubiquitination
Molecular function (GO): ubiquitin protein ligase activity
Source: RefSeq, a predicted model, not a curated record
AUGGCGUACAGCACGGGUGAGAAAGGUCUGACCAGUACGAGCAAGGCCGCGUGGAGCUUGAAGGGGCUAUUUACGUUAGCUAUAGAUUCAACAUCUGCAAAUCCUACGUCAAGAUCAAGUGUCCCAUCUAACCAAACAGACGGUAAGGAUCGCCCAUCUACCGACAAGAAACUGAAAAAAGGAUCAAAAAACAGUGCUGCAUGUCAGACUUGUCUGAGCAGCCUGUCAUCUAACCACUCUCAGAUUAUCAACAAGUGCUUCUGUUGCAACACGAUUUUAGCAUUCCCCAAUAGUGCUACAAAAUACAAAUGUUCCGUCUGUCACACGACAAAUUUUGUGCACCCCCAACAACACGGACAAGCAUCUUCCCCGUCAAAAGCGACUGAUUUUAUUUCCCUUCUGGAUAUUGAAUGCAUGGUUCAAGAGUGCUUCUCGUAUGCCUCGUCCGAGGAAGGCAAAGGGAAGCCUGUACGUGAAAUAUUCCAGUCAGUGUCCUCAUACUUGUAUAAUGGCUUCAAAUCAUAUGAGGUUCUCAGCAACUCGUUCAAAGUUAAGCAGCUGGACUAUCGGCCACACCGCCAUACUGCAAACAUAAACUUUGCCGAAAUCAGGGACACGUUCAACCUAUUAACUAAGUUGCCCACAAAAAGACCUUUACAUUCGGCUUUGAAAGGAGCUAGUGAUCAACUAAAGAGAAUACUGUCUCCAUCUAGCCGUGUGAUGCACUACAGAUGGCUUUUUAUUCUACUUGAGAUCCCCAUUUUGUCCAAUGCUUUGGUUCCUCACGAUGUGAAUGCACGGGCAAUGACCAACGAACUUGAGAUCAAGACAUUGUGUUAUGACAUAUUGAAACGAUGCUUGGGAGUCCUCUCCUGCGUCGAUGAUACCAAAGUAGUUAGCUAUUGGAUUUCUUGGAUAUCCCAUUUACAUCUUGACUCGUUUGUCCAUAAAGUGGAAAUCAUCAAUCUAUAUAUCACGUUUCAAUUGAAGAAGUACUUUUAUUUGGCAAAUAACCCACAUAUAAAGCUUGUGUUUACUCCGUCUCCAGAUAUCCCAGAGUCGGACCAAUUGGAGUAUUUCCAGCAUGUGAAUCUAAAGAACCACAUUGAAAGUACACCCACCUCGCUGAGUUUGCCUGGCCCACUUCAAGUGCCACUUUCACAACUCAGCAACGGAACGCCUACAAGGGGACCUACGACUAAAGGGAAAACUAAGAAAGAGGCAAAGAUUAGAGUACAACAAUAUGGUAACGAUUGGCGAAUAAUGUCGGCUCUGAGGGUGCUCUCUCUAUUCCUACGAGCGAACAAGAUGAGGGAUGAUAAAAAGGUACCGGUGUCCCUAUUUUACAACUCCCUUGUUGAUUUUGUCAAUAUAAAGUUGGACUUUGAUUCGUGGCAAAGUAAAAAGAAAUUGCAAACGAUGCACGUUUGCAAAGAGCCUGAACUAAAAUCAAUUAUCGGAUUCAUUCAUGGGAAAAGUAUUAAUAACAGUCUAUUUGAUGAUGCUUUGCUUUAUAUAUGUCAGUACCCAUUUCUCAUCUCAUUGGGAAGCAAAAUAUCGGUUUUGGAGUACGAGGCUCGAAGGCAAAUGGAACGUAAAGCAGAGGAAGCAUUUAUUAACUCUUUGGAUAAAAGAAUUGUAAUAGAUGUGUACCUCAGGAUCAAAGUGAGGCGGGACCAUAUUGUACAGGAUUCCAUGAAAGCGAUCAAGCAGAACUUGACUAAUUUGAAAAAGAGUCUUAAAGUCCAGUUCAUCAACGAACCAGGCGUGGAUGCCGGUGGUCUUCGCAAAGAGUGGUUCAUCUUGCUAGCCAAAGAAAUUUUUCACCCGCAAGCAGGGUUGUUUCACAACGUUGAAGAUUCGAAUUUGUUGUGGUUCAACAUCAUUCCGCUUGAAGAUCCCGAGAUGUACUUUUUGUUUGGUGCAGUGCUUGGUCUCGCCAUAUAUAACUCUACAAUCUUGGAUUUACAAUUUCCAGUUGCAUUGUACAAAAUAUUGUUGGGUAAAUCGCUCGAUAAAGAAGAUUACAAGCAGUUGUACCCGGAAUCCUAUAGAAGCCUAAAUCAAUUGAGAUCCAUGACUGAAGAGCAGUUGAAAGACUUGGAGUUGACGUUCGAGGUUACUGUGAAGGAUAUUUUCGGACAACCCCACACUAAAGCAUUGGUGGCAAAUGGCGGCAAGAUAACUGUAGUCAAAAAUAAUGUAGAUGAGUACGUCACUAGGUACAUGAGAUUUUUUACACGGGAGGGAAUUCGGGAACAAUUGGACUCAUUCACCGAAGGCUUUAAUACCGUCAUUGCAGGUAAUGCACUAUCAUUAUUUCUGGAGGAAGAGAUUCAGCUUUUGCUAUGUGGAAGUGAUGAUCACAAGAUUGAUAUCGAUGUUCUACAAUCGAUAACAAAGUAUAUUGGAUGGCCGUCAAAUAGCGAUGCUGUAAAUUCCAAUGUAAUCAAGUGGUUUUGGGAAUAUCUUGCCACGCUGAGCAACUCGCAACGCAAAAGAUUACUCGUUUUUGUCACCGGGUCAGAUAGGGUUCCGGCAACAGGAAUACAAAACUUACCUUUUAAAGUGAGUCUUCUUGGACAUGGACUCGAUAGCGAGAGACUUCCAAUAGCACACACGUGCUUCAACGAAUUGGCUAUCUACAACUACAGCAGCAAAACAAAAAUGAUUGAUAAAUUGCACAAAGCAGUGAAUGAAAGCUCUGGGUUUGGUAUUAAAUAG